AUGCAACGCGAGGAGUAUGAUGGGAAGCUACAACGCAUGAUCGACGAUGACAACACCUACAAGAAAUUGACACGGGAUCCAACAUCAUCGUAUCAAAAACGCAACAACGAAUUCGCCAAACGGUUGGCGGAUUUAAAACUCAUCGAUCGUGCCACUGAAAUGAAGCUAAAAACAUACAGAGCCAUCUCCCCCCGAAUAUAUGGUGCGCCGAAGGCACAUAAAGAGGGACUACCGCUGCGCCCAGUGGUACCGUGCAUGACGUCACCGUCGUACACACUGUCACAGUUCGUGGGGAAAAUAAUCCAGAAGUCCAUUGAUGGCAGAUACAACGUAACGAAUUCGUUCUCGUUCUGCCAAUAUAUAAACAGCAUACAGCUUCCCCCUGGAUAUGUUCUCAUCUCCCUAGAUGUAGUGUCACUAUUCACCUGCAUCCCGAAAGAUUUGGUUCUUCGUGACGUCAUCAACAACUGGGUCAACAUAAAACAAAACACCGACAUCAACUUGGAUUUGUUCCUUGAGAUCACUGAGUUCUGUAUAGACUGCAGUUACUUCCAGUUUAAAGGACAAUUCUUCCAACAAGUGUUUGGGACAGCGAUGGGUAAUCCGCUGUCACCCACAAUCGCGGAUCUGGUAAUGGAAACAUUAAUGGAUACCGUCACAAAACGAAUCAGCUUCCCAAUACCAGUACUGAAGAAGUAUGUGGAUGACUUGAUACUGUCGGUACCCCAAGAGAAAAUUGAUGAGGUAAUUGAAAUUUUCAACCAAUAUCACCCGAAAAUACAGUUCACCGUGGAGGUGGAGAAAGAUGGUCGAAUUCCGUUUUUAGACUUGCUGCUGGUACGUCAAAACGACCAGACAGUUAAAACCGAGUGGUAUAUGAAACCAAUAGCCUCCGGUCGUUUCAUUAACUACCACUCGGAACACAGUUUAAGGCUCAAAGUGAACGUCGCCACAAACUUCAUUCACCGAGUGAUGGAUUUCUCCACCAACCUAGAUACAAGAACCACCAAAAACAUAAUUUUCUCCCAACUCAAGCUGAACGAUUACCCCGCACGUGUAAUAAACCGCCUGAUUGAUCGAUCGAGAGAACGACAAGUCACCACCAAUGAUGACGUCAGGCCAAACGAAGACACAGUGUAUCGGUCGAUGGUACACGUCGGACAGCUAUCAAACAAAAUUCAAAAAAGUUUGAAAAAAGACUAUCCGAACGUCACCAUCAGCACAAAGAACACACCAACCGUAGGAACGCUCCCGCCGCCGGUAAAAGAUGUAGUAGACCAAGGCGACCGGUCGAAUGUGAUUUACAGGAUCCCAUGCGAAAGUUGCCCAGCGUGCUACGUAGGUAUGACGUCAAACAAACUGAAAACGAGGAUUACCAGCCACCGCUCCUGUUCCAACAGACUGCAAAGCUUGUGGGAUCAAGGCAAAACUGCGGAAGACCAAGAGUUAGCUAUGCUUCGGGAACGAACAGCGCUACUCGAUCACUCCAUCGUCAACCAACACGCCUUUGCAUUCGACCGCACACAAAUAUUAGACUCUAGUUUUAAGAAACAAAAUUUACACAUUCUCGAAACUUGUCACAUUGUAAACACACAACACACAGUCAAUAAACGUACAGACACAGACAAUUUGAGCAGUACGUACGCCGGCAUACUACAUACAUUGAAAAACAAUAGAUGUAGUAGAGCCGAUCAACAGAUAGGACAGCCAUCACAACACAAUCCGACACAACCAGAGUAA
Molecule: messenger RNA, 1740 nt
Organism: Armigeres subalbatus
Lineage: Eukaryota; Metazoa; Arthropoda; Insecta; Diptera; Culicidae
Exons: 1
Coding region: 1-1740 (579 amino acids)
Source: RefSeq, a predicted model, not a curated record